AUGGAAAUUGUUAACAACCUCAGUGAAGACAGGCGUGUAAUAUUUUCAACGAAGAAGGCAAAAAAACGAGAACUCUACAAAAUAGCAAUGGUUCUGACACUAUAUAAAAAGGACACGAGCGCUCCUUGUAGAUCAGUUUUUAUGGUCCUCGAAGCUCUCGGCAUUAAGGAUGUGAAGUUGAUAAAUAUGAAUCUACAACAACGAGACCAAUUUAAGGAGGAAUACUUGAGGAUGAAUCCACAACAUACAAUACCCACUCUAAUAGAUGACGAUUUUGUUAUUUGGGACAGUCAUGCCAUUACAACAUAUUUAAUCAACAAGUAUGCUAAGGACGACUCUUUGUAUCCGAAUGAUGCAAGAAGAAGAGCUUUAGUGGAUCAAAGGCUACAUUUUGAUACUGGUGUACUGUUUGCUGCUCUAUUUGCAACUAUGGUCCCUGUUCUGUAUCAUGGAGAAAAGACCUUUAGGCCAGAAAACUUUGCAAAAAUAAAGAAUGCGUACGAUAUUAUAGAAAAAUUCUUCUCUGGAUCAUGGUUGACUGGAGACACCCUUACCUUGGCAGAUAUCUGUUGCGUCAGCACAAUCAGUUCUUUGAACGAAAUUAUACCAAUUGAUGUUAACUUGUAUCCCAAAUUGACCGCUUGGUUUACUCGCUGUUCGACACAAGAAUUCUACAUUAAAGCUAACAUGGUAGGAUUACAAGCAUUUCGCGAAAUGGUUAAAAACGCAGUCGCCUGA
Arctia plantaginis is the source of this 738-nucleotide messenger RNA. The record is from the annotation of a GenBank genome assembly. NCBI's taxonomy places the organism in Eukaryota, Metazoa, Arthropoda, Insecta, Lepidoptera, Erebidae.